UGAAGAAAGAUGGCCAUGCAAGCCCAAUAUGAAGCAUCUGCCGAAGAGGAAACCUUUGGGCCUCAGCUGAUAUCCAGGCUUGAGCAAUGUGGAAUCAAUGCAAAUGAUGUGAAGAAACUGGAAGAGGCUGGAUUCCAUACAGUAGAAGCAGUUGCUUAUGCACCAAAGAAGGAACUUCUUAACAUUAAAGGAAUUAGUGAGGCCAAAGCUGAGAAAAUCCUAGCAGAAGCUGCUAAACUUGUUCCCAUGGGAUUUACUACAGCAACAGAAUUCCAUCAGAGACGUUCUGAAAUAAUACAGAUUACGACGGGCUCCAAAGAGCUGGACAAGUUACUACAAGGGGGUAUUGAAACGGGGUCAAUUACAGAGAUGUUUGGGGAGUUCCGCACAGGAAAGACUCAGUUGUGCCACACAUUGGCAGUGACCUGUCAGCUCCCCAUUGAUAAAGGUGGUGGUGAAGGAAAAGCCAUGUACAUAGACACAGAGGGCACUUUUCGACCAGAAAGGUUGCUUGCUGUUGCUGAAAGGUAUGGGUUGUCUGGCAGUGAUGUUCUUGACAAUGUGGCUUAUGCUAGAGCAUUUAACACAGACCAUCAAACCCAGCUUUUAUACCAGGCGUCCGCCAUGAUGGCAGAAUCCAGAUAUGCACUUCUCAUCGUGGACAGUGCUACUGCUUUAUAUAGGACAGAUUAUUCGGGAAGAGGGGAACUUUCAGCACGACAAAUGCACUUGGCCCGCUUCUUGAGGAUGCUUCUAAGACUUGCUGAUGAGUUUGGUGUGGCUGUUGUGAUUACAAACCAGGUUGUAGCACAGGUGGAUGGAGCCGCCAUGUUUGCUGCUGAUCCUAAAAAACCCAUUGGAGGAAAUAUUAUUGCACAUGCGUCUACUACAAGACUUUACUUACGGAAAGGUAGAGGAGAGACCCGAAUCUGUAAGAUCUAUGACUCUCCUUGUCUGCCUGAGGCUGAGGCAAUGUUUGCAAUCAAUGCAGAUGGUGUAGGUGAUGCCAAGGACUGAAUGCUCACAAAUACUACUAUACAUACAAUAAUUUGACUCUCUCCUACUGCAGAACG
Molecule: messenger RNA, 1073 nt
Organism: Nanorana parkeri
Lineage: Eukaryota; Metazoa; Chordata; Amphibia; Anura; Dicroglossidae
Gene: RAD51
Product: RAD51 recombinase
Exons: 9
Coding region: 10-1017 (335 amino acids)
Biological process (GO): double-strand break repair via homologous recombination; mitotic recombination-dependent replication fork processing; DNA strand invasion
Cellular component (GO): condensed nuclear chromosome
Molecular function (GO): ATP hydrolysis activity; DNA strand exchange activity; ATP binding
Source: RefSeq, a predicted model, not a curated record